Molecule: messenger RNA, 2391 nt
Organism: Salarias fasciatus (jewelled blenny)
Lineage: Eukaryota; Metazoa; Chordata; Actinopteri; Blenniiformes; Blenniidae
Gene: sinhcaf
Product: SIN3-HDAC complex associated factor
Exons: 6
Coding region: 170-1018 (282 amino acids)
Biological process (GO): negative regulation of cell migration
Cellular component (GO): Sin3-type complex
Source: RefSeq, a predicted model, not a curated record
GGAUACGGCGCAUGCGCACUCCGUCCACAACUCUCCAGUCCCGUCCACAGGCGCAGACAUCAACAAGAGAGCGGGUUACUGAUGCGGGCUGAUUUUCAUAAUAGUCCCCACGCCACGACGCGCUGCCAGCUCUACUACUGUGUAUCAGACGCACGCAACUCGCAACAAGAUGUUUGGCUUCCACAAGCCGAAAAUGUACAGGAGUUUGGACGGCUGCUGUAUCUGCCGUGCCAAGUCGUCAAGCUCCCGUUUCACGGACAGCAAGCGCUACGAGAAAGACUUCAGGAGCUGUUUUGGAUUGAGUGAAACUCGGUCUGGAGAAAUCUGCAAUGCUUGCGUGCUCCUUGUGAAGCGAUGGAAGAAGCUUCCUGUGGGCACCAAGAAAAACUGGAACCAUGUUGUUGAUGCCAGAGGAGGUCCGAGUCUGAAGAUAACUUCCAGGCCCAAGAAGAUAAAGUCGAUUUCCAAGAAAGUGAGACCGAGUCAGAUCAGCAGGCUGCAGAAAGAACUCAAACGAAACAACUCAGACGCCCACAGCACCACCUCCAGUGCCUCUCCGGCUCAGUCUCCCAGCUACAGCAACCUGUCCGACGAGGGCUCGGACUCCGAACUCAGCCCAGGAUCCAGCCGCUCCCCUGUUUUCUCAUUUCUCGAUUUGACGUACUGGAAGAGGCAAAAGGUGUGCUGCGGGAUAAUCUACAAGGGGCGCUUUGGGGAAGUGCUCAUCGACCCGCAUUUAUUCAAACCAUGCUGCCGCAACAAGCAGCGACAGCAGCAGCAGCAGCAGCAGAAGCAACAGCAGCAGCGGGAAGAGGAUGACGAGGAAGAGGAGGACGAGGAAGACGAGGAGGAAGAGGUGGAAGUGGAGAUGGGCCGGGCGGGUCUGGAGAAGUCCCAGACAGAGGAGGAAGUAAAGGAGGUGCCUGUGUGCGAGGAAAACGCUGAGCCUGCUCAGCUAUGCGUUGCCGUGACAACGCCUCCAACCAGGAGUGAGGCGGCGGUGGAGGAAGGGUGGUAAAGCCGAAACCUCCCCCCUCCUUGCACACAUUUGUGAAGACAUCUCGGGGUGCUGUUUUUGUGCCGAUCACUCACAGAAAGAAGUUGCCUCAGAUUGCCUUCAGUCAUAAAGCAGCUGUAAAUCCAUCGGUCUUCUCCACCAUACUGCUGGAGGAUUGUUUAUUAUGUUUUAAAUGGUAACUUAUGAACGGUUGUGUUUUCCACUUUGUCUCUCUCUCUCUCUCUUUUUUUUUGUAUUUAAUAUUCUUACCAUCGCAAUGAUAGACCAUCAUCUGUGGCGUUAUUGAUCUACUUUAGAUAAAAUGCUGGAGCUCUAGUUUGCUGGUACAUGUAACGGACUUUAUUCCACAACACAGUAGAUCCACUCAUUUACAGAAAAAGGUGCUACUUGAAGCUCAUCACUCAACAUUUCAAGCACACAGGUGCACCCAUCCUCACCAAGGACAUUUUAUAAGCGUAUAUGUUCAUAUGACUAAUACAGUACAACAGAUUAGUUUUGCAGUCUUUGUGCAGAGUAGAUCUCUCUUUUGUGAAAUGGUGGAAGCCCGUCUGGGAAUGAAUGACACACUGACGGAGCUCAGAACCUGUACAGUAGCCCUCGUGUUUUUUUUUUUCCCGUCUGCUCACAAUGACAUCCCCUCUUAUCAAACGGUUUGUGUUUGUAGACCAGAUUAGUGUUUCUGUGUGCUAAUACGUAUGUGGGUCCCAUUUUAAAUAAGGCCUAUUCACAGCUUCAACAGCAAAUACACCAGCCUUAACUAUGUGUUACAGACAGCGCUAGUGUUAAUUCUGGAUUGGUAUUAUGGAACGAAAAAGGGACAAUAGCUCUAUUUAUUGUGGCCUCAGCAACACGUAGUGCAUUUUGCAUGAAUGGCAAACUCACUCAUCCAAAAGACCUGACGAUCUGAUGCAUGAGUCUUCAAAAAUUGCAUGGCCUUAUAGAAAUUGUAAAUCUUACUUUUAUUUUUUGGAUCCAUUUCUCCGAAGUUUUAACUUAUUUUUGUAUGUAAAAAAAGGAAAAAAAAAAAAGAAAAUGGAAAAAUAGAAGUGUCUUUGCAUAAUAAUACCACAACAAUAUGACAGCAAAACACAAAAUCGGUCUAUAGUCAUUCAACAAUAUCAAUAUCAGCUAUCUCCAUCAUUCCCGGGUCAGUAUGUGAUGAAAGACUUUAUACAAGUUGAAAUUCUAUGCCAUUGCCUCGUAUAUACCACAAAUGUGUUGUGAUAUAUAUAGCCUAAUAUUACUUUAUUUAUCAAAUGAAAGCCAAAGCACAUUGAAAUUCACCCAAUGUCAAAUCAAUGCAGGUUUUCUAUGGACACGUGUGCUUGUCCGAGGUCAUUUGUAUGUAUGUUUAUGGUAUUCUAAGAAAAACA